CGAUAACUUAUUAUUUAUAUUCACGAUCCUUCACACACAUGUCAAUGCUCGCAAAACAACUGUCAAAUAUCUGAACCGAAGCGUUCUUGGCAUGCUACUUCAGACGUGCAGAAAUAUACAACGCAACUGUACUCAUCACUGUUCUCACGCGUGCCAACUGUGAGUGACGUCGAUCAGCUGAUAGCUGCGCGUCGUAAAACAAGAUGGAUGCGCGCAGAGUUGUAACGUUAUGAUACUAAUAGUUCAUUUAUCACGUUCGUUUAGCCUCCAGUCAGCUCCAAUUUGUAUACAAGAACGACAUACAUGCUCGGAAAUAUAUGGUUAGAUUAUAUCUGUAGGAAGGUAAUGCUGGAAUGAAUUCUUUUUACAAAAGCAUUCGACUGACGAGAAGCGUGCAUACUUGCCGCGCGCUGCUGAAGGAGACGCCACAAAACUUGAAAGGCAAGAAACACAGCUCACAGAUAUGGUUAAUGAGACAGUUGCGUGAUCCCUACGUAGAGAAGGCGAAGCAGGAGAAUUAUAGGUGCAGAAGUGCAUUCAAACUUCUGGAAAUCAACGAGAGAUUUAAGAUUCUCAGUCCGGGUCUGACUGUCAUAGACUGCGGAGCGGCGCCUGGCAGUUGGACUCAAGUUGCCACUAAUCUGACUAAUGCACACAGUAAAAAGGAAGGUCCUGUGGGCAAAGUAUAUGGUAUAGACAAACUUCCAUUUUAUCCCAUAGAAGGCGCGACCACUUUGGGAAAUAUGGACUUUACAUCCGCGAAGACGCAGGAAACUUUGUAUAAAUUAUUGCAAGGAGACAAGGUCGAUGUCGUUUUGUCCGACAUGGCUCCAAACGCGUCUGGCGAGAGGCAUAUGGACCACUAUAAUAUAAUGUUACUCGCGUACUCUGCUUUAAAAUUUGCGCUACAGAUCAGUAAAGUGGACGGUACGCUUGUUGUAAAAGUCUGGGAUGGUGACAAAUCGCAGCAGUUUGAGCAAAAUUUAUUGAAAUUUUACAAUAGCGUUAAAAUAGUUAGACCUGACGCAACGAGAAAUGAAUCCACCGAACAAUUCUUUCUGGCUAGAGGAUUUAAAGGUCUCAAGACAAGCUGAUGUAAUUCAUAUCUAUUUUUAUAACUUUUUUGUUCGCUAGGUACAAUAUUUUUAUUAUAGGAUACGAGGAUACUUUUGAGCAGGUUGUGUAAAUAAAAGAGCACAAUAAUUUUGGUAUUAUAGGUACGUGUUUUCUUUUAUAAUUCCUUCCACUCUUUGUUAUCUAACAGGCGGCUUUGCACAACACGACAAAUGCAAUAUACAUCGAUAUAUUUCGCUAUAAAUAAUAUACUAAGAUUUAAUACAGUUACACGAUUAAUACGCAUCAGUUAACGCUUACUCCUUACAUUAUGCUUACAUUAUGCUUUAUGUAUAUACAUUCUUCCAUAAUAAAAUUAAUAUAUACACGAACCGACAUUUAAUAAUACGAGAGACAUUACACACCACAUUGAAACGCACAUAGAGCAGUAGACUUACUGGCCGCACACAAUGUCAAGUAUUAUAAAACUUCUUGUUUCGUUGUUGCGUUCGUAGCGAAACAUGCGUAAAAAUAACUCGAGCUAUGAUUCGAAAAUGUCUCGAUGCUCAUUGCAAAAUCCAAUGUCAGUAACACUCGCUGCAAGAGUCACAGCUUUCCAACUAUGAUGUUACAUGCACGCUAAAAUUGAGGAGUAAAAUUUAUGGGGAAAUUUUAAUGAAUAGAAAUUAAUAAGUAUUAUUAUACUUAAAAAAAUGAAAUUGAUGUAUUUAUUAAGCUACAUGUUUGUUAAUUUGAUCAAUGACACUUCCACUAUACACUUUAAAUUCUUUUAAGAGGAUAAAAUGCAAAUAUUUUCAAGAGUAUUAUUACUAUAUAAUAUUAAAAUUUAAACUUUUAAUUAAUUUUUGAUUACUACAUGCCACAUUAUAGCUAGAAUGCCGAAAUGUUUUAAUAUUGCAACGAUGUUCAUAACGUUUCCAUCGAAGUACAAUCAUUUCACGC
Molecule: messenger RNA, 2016 nt
Organism: Linepithema humile (Argentine ant)
Lineage: Eukaryota; Metazoa; Arthropoda; Insecta; Hymenoptera; Formicidae
Gene: Mrm2
Product: Mitochondrial rRNA methyltransferase 2
Biological process (GO): RNA methylation
Cellular component (GO): mitochondrion
Molecular function (GO): rRNA (uridine-2'-O-ribose)-methyltransferase activity
Source: RefSeq, a predicted model, not a curated record